This is a messenger RNA of Camellia sinensis, 3292 nucleotides long. The record is from RefSeq and is a predicted model, not a curated record. NCBI's taxonomy places the organism in Eukaryota, Viridiplantae, Streptophyta, Magnoliopsida, Ericales, Theaceae.
AUGGUAGGUGUGGAGAGUUCUGAAGCAAUCUUUAUGAUAGAGUUACCAUAUUACAUAUCUAAGUUCAUACAUUUGAAACAUCUUGAUCUUCAAUGGACAAGGAUUAAAACUCUACCAAAUUUCAUCACCAAGCUCUACAAUUUGCAAACACUGAGAGUUUCGUCUUUUUAUUUUCCUCCAUUUCGUGGUUUGAAAGAGCUGCCUUCUACACCUUUUCCUUUGGAAAAGCUUCCAAAAAAGUUCUAUGAGUUGGUGAGCUUGAGACAUUUUUGUAUUGAUGAUAAUGAAGAAACCAGAAAAUUGAUGCCAAUGAUGAUAGGGAAGUUGACUUCUUUGCAGACAUUACCAUUCUUUGUUGUUGGUGAGGAUGAGGGCCAUAAAAUUGAAGAGCUGGGUAGCUUAAGCAAACUAAGAGGUAAAUUAAUGAUUUACAAUCUCGAACAGGUGAAAGGCAGGGAAGAAGCAGAAAAGGCAAAUAUAUCAGGAAAGCUGAACAUUCAUGAGUUGGGAUUUCAUUGGGUUAGGGUGGGCAGUCCUUCAACGGUAGAAGACAUUGCUAGCAUUAACCACGAGGAUGUGUUGGAAGGACUUAAACCUCACGGGAAUCUUAAGGGUUUAAAACUCCAGAAUUUUGAAGGAAAAAAUUUUGCAUCAUGGAUGAUGAGCGGUAAAGAUGCGCAAUUGCUUCAAAAUUUGGUUAUGAUCGAAUUAUCCGAGUGCACGAGAUGUGAACAAGUCCCACCACUCGGACACCUUCCGCAUCUUGAAGUUAUCAAAAUGUCUGGAUUAAGUAAUCUGAAACGUAUUGGUCCUGAAUUCUAUGGCUGUCACAGUGUUGUUAAUCAUGAUCAUGAUAAUGAUGGCAACAUCACUGGUAGCUAUAGUGGGGCAGCAACAGCAACAACAACAACAGAAAAAGCUAUGGCCGUUGUAUUUCCAGCACUAAGAGAACUUCAUCUAGAAGAUAUGCCAAACGUAGAAGAAUGGUGUGGGCUUGGGGUAUCAUCAUCUUCGUCGGACACCACGAUGUUCUUUCCUCUGCUUGAGUUUGUAUGCAUUAGUAAUUGCCCUGAGUUGACUACAAUUCCAGGUCACUUGUUAUCCUUACAGGAAUUGAUUUGCAAAUAUAACUGGGCUUUUUCUGAGAAAACUAGAAAUACGCAUCGCCCUUACUUGAUAAUAGAGGCAUUUGGGGUUUCGAAAUGGAAGAAUGGUGUUUUACUGGUAGAUUUGCUGGAAAAAAGUGGCAACACCCUAAGAAAGCUGAGAGUAAGUGAAUUGGAAGAGCUAUGUUAUUUGGCAAAUAACUUACAAAACCUUGCGUCUCUUGAAGACUUGACGAUAGAAAACUGCCCAAAUCUAAAGUCUAUAAUUAAAGAAACAGAAGAAGAAGAAGAAGAAGAAGAAGAAGAAGAAGAAGAAGAAGAAGCAUCCAAUUGCAGCGGCUUAACAUCUCUUAAGUGGCUUCGGAUUUCAUGGUGCAGCAAUUUGACAUGUUUACCAAAGGAGCUGUUUCAACAAACCCUUGUAACAUUAGAGAUAGAUGGGUGUCCGAAUUUAAUAAUUGAUCCACAUGAAUUAUGCAGCAGGCUCACAUCCCUUCAGAGCUUGACGAUUCAUCAAUGUCCAAGAUUGGUGGGUUUUUGGGAGGAGAGGCUAUUUUUCCUGACCGGCUUUCAAACCCCAAACACUACCCCUUCCUCUCCUUGGUGUCUCUAACUCUAUAUAGCUGGAAAAGGCUCAAGUAUCUGCCUGAUCAACUUCAGCACCUCACUACCUUGAGACACUUGUCAAUUUCAUUUUUUGGACUGGAAACUCUGCCGGAGUGGCUGGGUAGCCUUUCAUCUCUUCAUUCUUUGGAGCUUUUCGAUUGCGAGAACUGAUGAAUCUUCCCACCCUGGAAGCAAUGCAACGCCUCACCAAUUUACAAUCUUUGAACAUUAUUUGUUGUUCCCUUCUAAAGGAAAGAUGCGAAAGGGAAAGCGGCCAAGAAUGGCACAAGAUUGCCCAUAUUCCAUCCAUCUACAUCUCGGAGAUUUAUCUUUAAAGGUCAGGAGAUGAAUGAUGAAUCUUCCUCUACAAAUGAUGCAUCUUCUUCUUCAAGAUGAACCAUUAAAUAGUCUACUGCCAAUUAUGUUUGUUAAUAUCUCUGUGCUCCCACAAAUUGCUAUGUUACAAGGUCUCUUCUACAAGGAAGAGUUCCAGUUUUUCUUCGAGUGCAAAUGCUGGAUUUAUUAAUAGUCGAUGUAGGGAGAAGCGGUAAUCGUUGGUGCACAUGAUUUUGCACAAUCAGAGCAAUGUUUUGCAAACUUUGUAGGUUAUUGCAUGUGAAGCUAAAAGAAUAAUUGUCUAUAGUUUUGGGCUACGGAGAUCAAACGCACCUCAUGAUUUGUGAGUGAGGUAGUUUGAGCAGGAGGCAAUUAAUCUAAUGAUGAAGUUGUAACAACAUUCCACUUGGAGGAUUGAAUCAUAUUAUUUUACAUGUGAAGCCAAAAGACUAAUUUUGUCUGUAGUUUUGGGUCACAAAGUUCAAGUGCAGCUGAAGAUUUGCAGGUGGUAUUCUCCCUUUAUCCCUAAUUGAUUAACUAUGACACUCCUAUAAUUAGAAAGCACUAAUCUUUCUUUAAUGAAAGAAUUGGCGCAAUCACUAUCUGAUAUUUGAAUUGAAUUAAGGUAGCUUGCUGGAAAUAGGUGCUUGAGCUGGAACUCUCUCGUCAGCUGGAUCAGCAUACACUAUUAGAAGGUCUAAGUGCUUCCGAGUCGAAAAGGAUAGCUAGCAGAGCUAAAACAAACUUGACAAAAAUCAAGUGCAGCUCAAGAUUUGCAGCUUGCAAGAAGAAACACAUCCUAUUCCUAGGUGGGGAAUCCAUCCACAACCUUGCUGGCUACGCAUAAUCUUUGAAUUUGGGCAAAGAUGCUAUGGCCAUCAAGGGAGUGAACUCAUCAUUCGAAGACUCUGGUUUCUCUUACUUCUACACAUUCUACAUUUCUAAAUUUUUGAGUGAGAAUCAUCAGCAGGUCAAGUGGAGUGCUAUUGACUGAAUUGUGAAAAUCCAGUCUUGGGUUUUUGGCAACUCUUCUAGUUUAUUAAACAGUAGUCGAUACAGAAGGAGUGCUUGUCAAAUUUAGGUUCAUUCGAUCUUUUUUUGGUUGUAUUGUGAAAUUCAUUUUGCAUAUUUACUGUAACAUACAAUAAUGUUAUUUCUCCCUUUUUAUUGUUUUGUUGGUUGUUGAAUUUAACCACAGCAUGUAACCCAAGCCAGAUAAAUAUAAAUAUGUAUUCAUUUCAUCA